This is a messenger RNA of Phascolarctos cinereus (koala), 1680 nucleotides long. It is a transcript of the gene RHOB, whose product is annotated as ras homolog family member B. Gene Ontology annotation, biological process: small GTPase-mediated signal transduction. The record is from RefSeq and is a predicted model, not a curated record. Lineage: Eukaryota; Metazoa; Chordata; Mammalia; Diprotodontia; Phascolarctidae. Gene Ontology annotation, molecular function: GTP binding; GTPase activity.
GCGCCGGGGCGCAGGCUGCAGCAGCGGUAACCGGGACAGACAAGGGAGUUGGCUAGCGGGCGGUUGGGAGGGAGAGAAAGCGGAAGGAAGGGACACCCCCCGAGAGCACUCGCACCCCGCAAGCCGGCCCGAGAGGAGCCCCCAAGGCGUGGGGGCGUCCGCGGAGGAGGGAGGAAGAGGAAGAGGACAGCAGCAGCUGCGCCCGGCGGCAGCAGCACCGGCCCGGCCCAGGCCCCCGGUGGCCACGGUGCGCUCUCUGAAGGCCGGCCAAACAGCCGCGCCCGGUUCCGCACAGGCGGCGGCGGCGGCGUCUUCGCCGUCGGGGCCCGGGGGCUCCUCGUCCUCGGCCGCCGCCCCGGGCCUGCCCCCGUCCCCCCAGGUGUCCCCGCGGCCGCCGCCGCCGCCGGCCGGCCUGGCCAUGGCGGCCAUCCGCAAGAAGUUGGUGGUGGUGGGCGACGGCGCGUGCGGCAAGACGUGCCUGCUGAUCGUGUUCAGCAAGGACGAGUUCCCCGAGGUGUACGUGCCCACGGUGUUCGAGAACUACGUGGCCGACAUCGAGGUGGACGGCAAGCAGGUGGAGCUGGCGCUCUGGGACACGGCCGGCCAGGAGGACUACGACCGGCUGCGGCCGCUCUCCUACCCGGACACGGACGUGAUCCUCAUGUGCUUCUCGGUGGACAGCCCGGACUCGCUGGAGAAUAUCCCCGAGAAGUGGGUGCCCGAGGUGAAGCACUUCUGCCCCAACGUGCCCAUCAUCCUGGUGGCCAACAAGAAGGACCUCCGCAAUGACGAGCACGUGCGCAACGAGCUGGCGCGCAUGAAGCAGGAGCCGGUGCGCACCGAGGACGGCCGCGCCAUGGCCGUGCGCAUCCAGGCCUACGACUACCUCGAGUGCUCGGCCAAGACCAAGGAGGGCGUGCGCGAGGUCUUUGAGACGGCCACUCGCGCCGCGCUCCAGAAGCGCUACGGCUCGCAGACGGGCUGCGUCAAUUGCUGCAAGGUGCUUUGAGCCCCCACGGCGCGGCCGAGCCCGCGGCGGACGCGCGGACGGACAAAGGCCGGGGCCCGACCGGAGGGCUCGUUGUCGGCGCACUGGCCCAGCCGCCGCUAGAGGCUGGGAGGGCUUCUGGGACCUAGCGCCGCCCCGGAGAGACUGGCGGGGUGGGGGCAGGGGUGCGGUGCGCUCGUGAGUGUGAGUGAGCGUGUGUAUGUGUGCACGGGCGCCCGGGCCCUGAUCACGGAGGAAGCAAGCCUCCCUCCAUCCCCGCCGCCCUCUGCCCUGAGCUCGGUGCGGGAGUGAGUGGGCACCGCCCCCGCCCGGCUGCUGAGCUCGGCGUUCCUCCCUCCUUUCUUCCCAAGCUCUCCGCCCGCCCCCCUCGAUGUUGGGCCUGGCUGUUCCUUGGGGGUGUGUCUCAAAUGCGGGUGGGGGGAUGGGGCGGGGGUGGGCACUGUUACAUAGUGAUAAAUAUAAUUUUAUUUUUUGGCAGUAGGAUCUGUGAAAGGCCUGCUCUUAUUUAAGGGGGAGGGGAGGGAAAGGGCGGGGAAGCAGCAGCUGAGUAGUUUGGGACCUCCCCUGGCCCUGCUGCCCGUGCCCUAUGGCGGGAUUGAACUGAUUUACAGCCCUGGAAAAUUGUGGCCGGGCCUGGAGCUCCCGGACGCCAGGGGCCGGGGGGGGGGGCG